CAAUACCAUUUAAAAGUAGCUUCAAUAAUAAAAAAUGGCAUUCGAAAAAAAAACAAAUCACCGAAUGACACAUAAUGUAUAGAAUAAAAUCACAUGAAUAUAUAAUAUAUAUUAAGAAAUAUUGACAAUGCGUGAGUGUACAUUCCGAUGAUUAUCAGUACACUGAAAUGCUAGAAUAUCGUACCCAAGGUAUUCAUGUAAUAUGAACAUAUGUAAUGUUAUUGGUUAUAGUCAGUAGUGGGUGCAGGUAGCAAUAGCACACGACUCGUAUUGUGACCGCCACUGCGCUACUGCAGUUCAUUCGUUGAACCUGCUUAGACACAAUACUACUACAAAAAUAAUAAUACAAAAGUACACUCUAUAAUUAUAAUAAAUACUAUAUAAUACGCAAAUCAAAAACAAAUGUUGGUAGAUUUUAUAAAACAUCUUCCCUUAAUGUACAGUUUCAAUAAUUCUAUAUUCCGUAAUAAUCAUGUGUGACCGAUAUGUGUUUGAUGACUUAAAUAUCGCAUUGUUUCUUUUAAAUCUAUUUUCGUCAUCUCUAAAAUGAUGUUUAUUUAUUUUUGUAUUAAACGAUACAAGUAUAAUCAAAUUAAAAUAGACAAAACACAAAAUUGUCUUGAAAAGUUAAGUAACAGUGGGUUUAAUAUCCUCAAGUGUCAUUUAUUAAAGUAUAUACGACGAUUGACUGAGUUAUUAUUAAUAAUUUUAUCGAUAACAAUGCUUGAAUCAUGUGCAUAUUUUAUUUGACCAUAAUUAUUUCGAGGUUAUGUUAUUAAACGGAAAGAAUGUGAUGAUUUAAUUACUUCCGUGACUAAAAAUAUUAAAAAACAAAGUGGAGUUAAAGUUUUAGACAAAAAAAACAAAUAUUUUUGUUUACAUUCUAACUCUUAUUUUUUAUUCACAUUAAUAACAAAGACAUGUAAUUUUUACAUUAUAACUGGCGGGAAAAUUUUAAAUACCGUCAAUUAUGAUUUAUGAGAAUUUUAAAUGACGCGGUAGACGUCAUUAUUGAUAAAGAUAAUCAUAGCAUGGAGCAUUAUUACAAACGCUUGAACUAACAGAAUGUCAGUUCAAAUGAAACACAUUUAGUUAAAAUAAUAUCCUGUAUCAUUGGAGUCGAUGCAGACGUCAUCGCGUGGAAACACCCGGGUGUCAAACUCAGGCCCGUUCACGCCUCCUGAUUUAUCAUCAAUACCUCAUAUGGAUGGAACUGUUACACCUAACCAGACAAAUAGUAUCAAUAGCAUAACAUCAGAAGAUGUACCAGUAACAGCUGAUGGUGUUGUUGAUUCCGAUUCUGGUCCCUAUAUUGUUGGUAGUCCAAUCGAUCUGAGUAAUAUAGAUAAUGUUGAUAACAUUAGCCUUCGAAUUGGUUCUAUUCGUGGUAUUAUAAGAGGUGGAGGUAAGGAAGGAAAAAGAAGAAGACGAACUCGAGAACACAUUGAACUUGAAGAAUCUAAUACUUUAGAAUCACAACCUCCAGUAGGUAGUAGUAGAACGGAAAAUGGAUCUCAAAAUGGUGAUAGACAGACAGUACCACAGGAAGAUCAAGAAGAAAGAAUAGUAUUUGUAAAUGCUCCUCAUCAACCAGCCAAAUAUAGAAAUAAUCAUAUAACAACAGCUAAAUAUUCUAUACUUUCUUUCAUACCGUCUUUUCUUUUUGAACAAUUUCGUCGAUACAGUAACUGUUUCUUCCUCUUCAUAGCACUUAUGCAACAAAUACCUGAUGUAUCACCUACAGGACGAUAUACAACUCUCGUACCACUUAUUUUUAUUCUUAGUGUAUCAGCUCUCAAGGAAAUAGUAGAAGAUUUUAAAAGACAUAGAGCUGAUGAUGAAAUAAAUAAAAGGAAAGUGGAAGUGUUAAGGGAUGGAAAAUGGCAGUGGAUUCAAUGGUAUACAGUUGCUGUAGGUGAUGUUGUUAAAGUCCAUAACAAUAACUUUUUUCCUGCUGAUCUAAUCCUUUUAUCAUCAUCUGAACCUCAAGGAAUAUCAUUCAUAGAAACAGCUAACUUAGACGGGGAAACAAACUUAAAAAUUCGUCAAGCUCAUCCAGAGACAUCUACGCUCAUUGAUACUGCUGAGUUGAUGAAUUUUCAUGCUAAUAUCCAAUGCGAACCUCCUAAUCGUCAUCUCUAUGAAUUCAAUGGUAUUUUACGUGAGACAAACAAAAAAAGUGUUGCCCUAGGCCCAGAUCAAUUAUUAUUACGUGGAGCAAUAUUAAGAAAUACCAAGUGGGCAUUUGGUGUUGUAAUUUACACUGGACAUGAUACAAAAUUAAUGCAAAAUAAUACUGCAACAGCACCAUUAAAACGCUCAACAUUAGAUCGUUUAACAAACACCCAAGUGCUUAUGCUUUUUUUUAUUCUUGUUCUACUGUGCCUUUUUUCAGCUGUAUUUAAUGUUCUCUGGACAAAUGCUCAUCAGUCUGGUCUCUGGUAUUUAGGCCUACAGGAUGCAAUGACAAAAAAUUUUGCAUUUAAUCUCCUUACAUUUAUUAUUUUAUUCAAUAAUUUAAUACCAAUAUCACUCCAAGUUACAUUAGAAGUCGUGAGAUAUAUUCAAGCGACAUUUAUCAAUAUGGAUAUUGAAAUGUAUCAUGCUGAAUCUAAUACACCUGCAAUGGCAAGAACAAGUAACUUGAAUGAAGAGCUUGGUAUGGUAAACUAUGUGUUUACUGAUAAAACUGGAACACUUACAAAAAAUGUUAUGGAAUUUAAAAGAUGUUCAAUAGCUGGUAAAAUAUAUGAUUUACCAAAUCUUUCAGCACCUGGUAAUAGUUCAUUUGACUGUGAUUUAGUAAAAACUUUAAUGGAAAGUCGUAUGAAACAAGAUAGUAACAGUGUAUUAACUGGAAAUGAUAAAAAGAAAUUAAUUUCUUCAGCAUUUAUUCAUGAAUUUAUGGUAAUGUUAUCUGUUUGUCAUACAGUUAUACCUGAAAUUGUAAAUGAUGAAAUUAUUUAUCACGCAGCAUCGCCCGAUGAAAGAGCUUUAGUUGAUGGGGCAAGAAGGUUUGGGUAUAUUUUUGAUAUAAGAACCCCCGCAUAUGUAGAAAUUGUUGCUUUGGGUGAAAGAUUGCGUUAUGAAAUUCUAAAUGUUAUUGAAUUUACAUCAGCACGUAAACGUAUGUCUGUUAUAGUACGAACUCCUGAAGGUAAAAUAAAAAUAUUUUGUAAAGGUGCUGAUUCUGUUAUAUACGAAAGGUUGGCAUCAAGGCCUACUGAAACAAGUGACAUUGAGUUUGAUGAUUAUGAUGAUUUUCGACAAACAACACUUGAACAUUUGGAAACUUUUGCUUCUGAAGGUUUGAGAACUUUAUGUUUUGCAGUUGCUGAUAUACCGGAAACCCGAUAUGAUUGGUGGCAUGAAAUUUAUCAUAAAGCUUCAACCACAUUAUCAGGAAAAGAGUCAAAAUUAGAAGAAGCUGCUGAUUUGAUUGAAACUAAAUUAACAUUGUUAGGAGCAACUGCUAUUGAAGACCAUCUACAGGAUCAAGUACCCGAAACGUUACAAGCACUUAUUCAAGCUGAUAUUAAUGUUUGGGUUUUAACUGGAGAUAAACAAGAGACUGCUAUAAACAUUGGAUACUCAUGUCGUUUAAUAACACAAUCAAUGCCAUUGAUUAUUGUAAAUGAAAAUUCUUUAGACAAAACCCGUGAUGUUAUUAUUCAACAUUGUACUGAUUUUGGGCAAGAUUUACGUUGCCAAAAUGACGUUGGAUUAGUUAUAGACGGGAAUAGUUUGAAAUAUGCUCUCUCCUGUGAUCUUAAAAGAGAUUUUUUAGAUUUAUGUACUUCUUGUAAAGUUGUCAUAUGCUGUCGUGUAUCACCUAUGCAAAAAGCUGAAGUCGUUGAUUUGGUUACAAGUAAUACUAAAGCUGUUACUCUUGCUAUUGGUGAUGGCGCUAAUGAUGUAGCAAUGAUACAAAAAGCACACAUCGGUGUUGGAAUUUCUGGGGUUGAAGGACUUCAAGCUGCCUGUGCAUCAGACUAUUCAAUUGCCCAAUUCCGAUUUCUAAAACGAUUAUUAUUUGUACAUGGAUCAUGGAAUUAUAAUAGAAUGUGCAAACUUAUUUUAUAUUCUUUUUAUAAAAAUAUUUGUCUUUAUGUUAUCGAAUUAUGGUUUGCGAUGUACUCAGGAUGGUCUGGACAAAUAUUAUUUGAAAGAUGGUCUAUAGGUAUUUAUAAUGUAAUCUUUACUGCAGCACCACCACUUGCAAUGGGUCUUUUCGAUAAAGUUUGCUCUGCUGAAACUCAUCUAGCUCAUCCAAGAUUAUAUGCUGCCAAGAACGAAUCAACAUUUAAUAUCAAGGUAUUCUGGAUUUGGAUUUUGAAUGCAUUGGUUCAUUCAUCCCUAUUAUAUUGGCUGUCAUUAUUGGCAUUAGAACAUGAAAUUAUAUGGGCAAACGGUCGAGAUGGUGGAUAUAUAGUUUUAGGAAAUUUUGUAUACACAUACGUGGUGGUAACAGUUUGUGGAAAAGCAGGACUUGUCACAAACUCUUGGACGUGGUUUACUCAUUUAGCAACGUGGGGAUCCAUCAUUCUUUGGUUUUUAUUUAUUUUCAUUUACAGUAACUUCUGGCCAGUAUUAAAUGUUGGUGCUGUAAUGUUGGGCAAUGAUAAAAUGCUUUUUUCAUCACCAGUUUUCUGGUUGGGUCUGAUUUUAAUACCUACCGCAGUUUUACUUAUUGAUGUGACAGUCAAAGCAGUGAAAAAUACUAUUUUUAAAUCAUUAACCGAAGCGGCAAGAGAACAAGAGAUUAAAAAAUCUGAUCCAGGAGAUUUAUUUACAAAUCAAGAUUAUAGGAGCUCCAGGAAUUCAAGAAAGAUGGUUCCGAAUAUUAUGAAUCGGUGUUUAUGCGUACUUCGGUCCGGACGAAAACGACGUUUGAAGAUUUGUCCAUUCAAAUUUAUACCACGUCGUUCAUGGCUUCAACAAUCAUUCAAGCCACAAACCGGUCCAUUGCAAGAUGUAUCUGUUUCCUCUAGAAAUGCUAGAACUCCUUCACUUCCGCACAAUUUUCAACGUACUAUCUAUUCGCCGCGCGCAUGUGAAAUAAAUCAUGUCAUAAGAAUUGAUUAAUUAAACAACUAAUUGUUAUUACCAUGGUGGUUGUUGUUGCUGUUGUUGUUGUUGAUGUUGUUGUUGUUUUUCAUUGUUUUUAUUGAUAUUUUUUAUUAUUUUAUUGAUAAAAAUGAAUAUUUUUCGAGUGAAGAAUGUUUUUCUGAUAUAAUUUAAUAUUAAUCAAACUAUCCU
Messenger RNA from Chelonus insularis, 5259 nucleotides. RefSeq names its product ATPase phospholipid transporting 8A1 (gene ATP8A). Lineage: Eukaryota; Metazoa; Arthropoda; Insecta; Hymenoptera; Braconidae. Bases 1123 to 5085 code for a protein of 1320 amino acids. The transcript is spliced from 11 exons. Gene Ontology annotation, molecular function: ATP binding; ATPase-coupled intramembrane lipid carrier activity; ATP hydrolysis activity. The record is from RefSeq and is a predicted model, not a curated record. Gene Ontology annotation, biological process: phospholipid translocation. Gene Ontology annotation, cellular component: plasma membrane.